ACGUGUCCUUGGGUUUGUCACUGACAUGUGAGCAACAGAAACAUGCCUUUCCCCAAAAAAACAGGCAGUAAAGCGUUGGCUGUUUUACAGAAUCUGCCCCGGAUAACUUUAGCAAACUUGCGCCCUGAUUCCGAUGCCAGACAGCCGAAGACGCGGCGGGGCAGAGGACAACAUGGUGGCAACAGAAGCGGUCGAGGACACAAAGGAGAGCGGCAGCAAAACAACCGGCCUCGGCUGGGAUUUGAAGGGGGUCAGACUCCGUUUUAUCUCGCGAUCCCUAAAUACGGCUUCAAUGAGGGACACAGUCGACGGCCGCAGUACCAGCCUCUGUCAUUGAAACGACUGCAGUACCUGAUUGAUCUGGGAAGAGUGGACCCAAACCAGCCCAUAGACCUGACCCAGCUGGUCAAUGCCAGAGGGGUGACGAUCCAGCCUCUGAAGAGGGACUACGGAGUCCAGCUCAUUGAUGAGGGUGCCGACAUUUUUGCUGCAAAAAUCAACAUUGAGGUUCAGAGAGCUUCUGAAGGAGCUGUCGCUGCUAUUGAGAGGAACGGAGGGGUCAUCACGACCUGCUUCUACGAUCCAAUAAGUCUUGGGAUUGUCAUCAAGCCCGUCCCGUUCUUCUUACGUGGGCAGCCCAUUCCAAAGCGAAUGUUACCGGGUGAGAAUAUGGUCCCGUAUUACACAGAUGCUGGAAACCGGGGUUACUUAUCGGAUCCAGAGAAAAUCCAGCAGGCCCGUCUUGCCCUGGCACAGAAGUAUGGAUAUAUUUUGCCAGACAUUUCAAAGGAUGAACUGUAUCGCAUGCUCUCCAUGAGGAAGGAUGUUCGACAGAUCUUCUUUGGCCUCGCUCCAGGCUGGGUCGUUAGCAUGUCAGAGAAGAAGAUCCUGAAACCAACUGAUGAGAAACUCCUGAAAUAUUACAGCUCAUAAGAGGUGUCAAAUAAAUCUUUAUGUACAGUAUCUCAUGGCAAAAAUCAGUAAAGAUACAGAUUUGUGGAUGUUGGAAGUUUCCAUUAUAUAAUUAAAAUCUGGAAAAAACUG
Molecule: messenger RNA, 1044 nt
Organism: Pseudoliparis swirei
Lineage: Eukaryota; Metazoa; Chordata; Actinopteri; Perciformes; Liparidae
Gene: mrpl15
Product: mitochondrial ribosomal protein L15
Exons: 5
Coding region: 43-933 (296 amino acids)
Biological process (GO): translation
Cellular component (GO): mitochondrial large ribosomal subunit
Molecular function (GO): structural constituent of ribosome
Source: RefSeq, a predicted model, not a curated record